Molecule: messenger RNA, 740 nt
Organism: Penaeus indicus
Lineage: Eukaryota; Metazoa; Arthropoda; Malacostraca; Decapoda; Penaeidae
Product: crustacyanin-A2 subunit-like
Exons: 6
Coding region: 99-668 (189 amino acids)
Biological process (GO): response to reactive oxygen species; lipid metabolic process
Cellular component (GO): cytoplasm
Molecular function (GO): pigment binding
Source: RefSeq, a predicted model, not a curated record
GUGAUACCUCGCUGAGUGAGAGAGUAUAUAAACGCCCUUGAGUUAUUACUCGAAAGAAGUCCUACAUCUCUCGUCUUCUCGUCACAAGAUCCCGGAAAAUGUUGUUGUUAACAGUGGCAGUGGCUGCAGUGGCUCUCUCAGUGCCAGGAGGUCACUGCUCCCCCCCCAAGGAAAUCAGCAUCGGUCACUGUCCCGACUAUUCUCCAAAGCAAGAUUUUGUUCUCUCGUCGUACCUCGGCCUGUGGUAUGAACAGCAGAGGUUCGACAACGGCUUUGAGAUGGGACUCGACUGUGCCAAGGCGGAGUACACUGACUUAGGCGACGGUACCUUCGAGCUCCACAACUCCGGCAGGAAGGAAGGCGACAUCUUUGCCGAAUCCUUUGCCAUCGGGUACGAAUUCGCGCCCGGCCACAUCAUCGCUGACUUCGAGGGGCAUGACCCUGUUAAUUACUACGUACUGGACACUGAUUACGAAACAUUUGCUGCCGUGUAUAACUGUGUUCAGUUGGGUGAAGUCAUGUACGAAUACGCGUGGAUGUUCACCAGAGAGACCAGCGUGUCUGGAGAUCUCAUUGCCAAGAUCCGCCAGGUGUUUGUGGAUAAUGGCGUGGAUGUCAACCUCUUCCAGGUGACUAAUCAAGGGCCCGAUUGCGUCUACCUUCCUUAAUUAAGGAAACGAGGGACGAAGAUUAGAUAUGAAUAAAUAAGUGAAUGAAUAAAGAUAUAUUGUAUUAUUUUA